AUGCAUCACCUUGGCCUUGUUGGCUUGUUCCUCGCUUCCGUAGUUGGCGCCAUGCCUCUGGAAGCCGAAGCCGAAGCCUAUCCCGGCGCUGUCAAAUGGACUUCGGGAUAUGAGCUCAAGCCCACCGACGUGAUUGUUCCUGUCGAUGGUGUUGAGUACGUCGUCAAGGAGGAUAUCUACCUGGCCUCGCUCAAGGCUGCCGGCAUCAAGAUCGGUGCACCCGAGCUUGAUCCCUCCUGGGUCUCCUACAAUGCUUCCGAUAUCCCCGAUUUUGAGGAUGCUGAAGCUUCUGAGGGCGGCCAUCAGAAGCGCGCCUCGUGCGACAACACCAACUACAUUGUCACCGACAAGACCGAGACCUUUGUCGACUGGGACAUGCAGAUGUCCCCUGUCGUCUGCGCCGUCGGCGACAUGGACAUCAGCGUCUCUUCUGGCUACAGCAUCUCUAACACUGUCGGCGGCAGUGCCGGCAUAGACAUCAAGUUCAUCAAGGACCGUCUCGGCUCGUCGCUCGGCAUCAACUACAGCCGCACCUGGACCACUCAGACCUCCAUCAUCACCAAGGGCACUGUUAAGAACGGAAACUGUGGUGUCAUGAUCACCAAGCCCAUCACGACCCGCCGAUCCGGCCGUCAGUUCCGUGGCUGUAUUGGAUCUUCUCGGCAGAUUGGUACGUGGUACGCCGACAGCCGCAACGAUGGUAGCUACAACGGGAUUAAGUGGAUCGAGGGAGCCAUUUCCAUGUGUGUCAAGCGGGGAAGCAACCCUCCCCUGUCUCGCUGCCAUGGACAGGGUAACUUCCGUUAA
Messenger RNA from Fusarium keratoplasticum, 807 nucleotides. RefSeq lists its product as uncharacterized. Lineage: Eukaryota; Fungi; Ascomycota; Sordariomycetes; Hypocreales; Nectriaceae. The transcript is spliced from 2 exons. The record is from RefSeq and is a predicted model, not a curated record. Bases 1 to 807 code for a protein of 268 amino acids.